UUCAUUUUUAACAGACUGCAUCAAAGGUGUCAACAUAUUUUGGUGUGAACAUACUAGCUACAACAAGCUGAUCCAAUUUAAGCGAGUGGUAACAGAAAACAACACAACAUGUAUGGGAACGUUGGCAAAAUUCUUCAUCUCUUAUUUUUUUUACUUUCAAAUGUGGCUUCAAAAGGUUCUCAUUCUAUGACGUUGCUUGCAACAUACAUUGAAGGACAAACUCCAUUUCCUAAAUUUAGUUAUGUAUGGAUGUUGGAUGACAUCAGGGUUAUGUAUUAUGAUGGUGAUACAAAGACUCGCUUUCCAAGAGGAAACACAACAGCUGAGGAUGAUGUGUUUAGUUUAGAUGUUUUUCGCUACAUAAAUGAUUUAAUAAACAAAGCUUUUGUUGAAAGAUUGGAAAUACCAACAAAAAAUGUCAAUAAAACUGAAGGUAUCCUUGUACUUCAGAGGUUGGUUGUUUGUGAGCUUAGAGAUGAUGGUGAACCAGGAAAAAUGAUCACACGAGAUGCUUUCAGAGGAUCUACCACAGAUGAAUUGCAAUAUGUUGACAACAACUUUACAUAUCAGGGUUCUUUAAAUGUCUCGGAAAAAUUGCUACAACACCAUCUUGCAGACAGCAAGUGGAAUCAUGAAAGUUUAUACCAACCCAAUUGCAUCAAAACACUCAAGCGUUACCUUGAAAAACGGAGGAAUCAAGUCAACAGAAAAGUGAAACCACGAGUCAGACUAAUCCAGAAAGCAAACCCAGAUUCUAGGGGCAUUUUUGUGACUUGUUUGGCGACAGGAUUUUACCCUCGUCACAUCAACUUGACCCUGUUGAGAGAUCAACAGCCUGUAUCUGAUCAUGAGGUCACUGGAGGAGUUCUGCUGCCCAAUGAAGACGGGACGUACCAGAUGAGGAAGAGUCUGGAGAUCAGAGAAGAGGAGAGAGAAAAACACAAAUACACCUGCUCUGCCACACACCUCAGUCUGGACAACAGCAUGACAGUGAAUCUAGAGUUUGAUCAUAGUCAAUCAAUAAAAUUAGUGAUUUCAUCAGUUGAAAUAGUUUUGGGUUUGGUAUUUGUGUUUGGAGUUGCUGGAUAUAUAUUGAGAACAUGGAAGAAGAAGAAUAGAAGUGCAAAAUCUGAUGAUUUAAAUGACAAACAUCCCCUUUCUUCCAAAUCAAGUGCAUGCUUGAUAGGAUCUGCAUCUGAAGAAAGCGAGGUGAUUACACAAUGCUAUUGAUACAACAUUUCAAUCCUUGAACAAUUCUAAGACUUAAAGUGUCAUAAGUAUCAUGAAUGAUUGAUUUCCACACAUGCUUUGUAUUUCUUGACCUAAAAGCGGAGGAAAUGUACAGUAUAUAGGCUUAAUUAAAACAUUUAUACCACAUUUUGUAUUAGGUUGGAAGGGAGGGCUGAUGUAAUAUUUCUGUAUAUAUAAUAUCCUCGGUUAUCGUACUUUUUAUGGUCAUUUGAAAUUCCUCUUGCUCAUGUUGUUAUUGUGCUGAAGGUGAGAUUAUAAAAAGGAGACAAUGAUUUCUUGAUGAUAAAUGAUAACAAUCUUAAUUAGUUUGUUUUAUUAUAAUACCUUUGAUAUUAAAAAAACUGAAACCUGAAAAGUAUUCUGUGGUGAAUUAAACCUAACCCUAAUCCUAUGGUUAAAUCUUUUGACAUCUCAGACACCACAUAACAAACCACAUUCCACUCUAAGAAAUCUAGUCACCGUAUAUGUAUUAGGGUACUUUAGGCACCUUAAAAUCUAUAUUGAGUUCACAUCAUGAACAUUUAUAUAACCAUCAGUUGUCACACAAACAGUCCAUUAUAUUGAUCUCUAAUACUCAAUUUGAUUAUCCACGCUUUAAAGACCUUGAUUUACUUAAACUAAAAUCAAUAAUCUGGUGUGUUUUUUUUAUUUUGAACCAAUUGAGGUCAAACUAAGUGUUUUUGGAGUUAGGUUUAGGAGUUUGAAGCAGCUUGAUGAUGCGAAUUUCGCAGAUGAGUUCAAUGAACCAUUCACCUAACACUAGAUCAAGGCAAUUAUGAAAAGUAUUAUUCUGGGGCUCCACUUUCUCUUACAGCCCACUUCUCUACUAAUGAUCAGCUGUCUGAAGAGUUUUCUUUUCUGUAAGCACACUACUUUACCAGUAUUUUGAGAUGGGUAUUUUAAUACAUAUUUUAAUACAUUUGAUGAGUGUUGUGUAUAAUUGUGUGUCUGAGUUGGUUGUUGGCCAGUGUCAGUAAUGGUUAAAGAUUUCAGACAAACGUAAAAGGGAAAAUAAAGGCAUUUUUAUGGUCCAAAGAUUGCUUAGCAUCAUUAUUUUUUUUAUAGAUAUUUUAUAUGUCUAGCUAAACAUUAAACUUGGCCACUCUGGCUUUAGAAAGUGGAGACUUGGAGGACAAAAGGUAAAAAAUAUAUAUUUUUUUUACACCAGUAGGUUAUAUUUCACGUGGUUGACUUUCACAGAACGUGUGACACCAGGACUCGCGCACUUUUGUCGCAUAUAUCUGGCGCCAUCUUGUGUGUCAUUCAUCAAUUACAAUGUAUUUUUCUGCUAAACUCCAAAGAAAUGAAAAGAAGGUAGUUGUGCGUUUAUUUUUUGAACCUAAUAAAGAGGAAAGAUUUUUUUUGUUUCCGUAUGUCAUACAUUAAUUCAACAUAUUUCAUUUUCAUGAGUUCAAUGAACCAUUCACCUAACACUAGACCAAGGCAAUUAUGAAAAGUAUUAUUCUGGGGCUCCACCGUCUCUGGUUCAGUUUCUCUGAGAAGAUUUGCUUCAUUAACUUAAUUCUAAUUGAAAGCAAACACAUAUAAUCUGGAUAACUGAGUACAGCAACUUAGUUUACAAUGUACUAUAUAGGCAUCAUAAAAGAGAAUUUAUUUUUGUAAACACUGCUACAACUGUUUUAAAAAUAGUUAUCUGCAUGAUAAAUGUACUGAGUGGUUAAAUUUAAAUGAUGUAAAAUAAAGACAUGUUGUGUGUUGCAUUGUGGUGUAGUGGUGUUUUCUGCAAGAGACUAAAGAACUUUUAUUCAUUCAAUUUCCGUCGGCUUAGUCCCUUUAUUUAUCAAGAGUCGCCACAGUGGAGUGAACCGUCAACUUAUCCAGCCCAUGUUUUACACAGUGGAUGCCCUUCCAGCUGCAACCCAGUACUGGGAAACACCCAUACACAGACUACAGCCAAUUUAGUUUAUUCAAGUCACCUAUAGCGCAUGUCUUUGGACUGUGGGUGAAACCGGAGCACCCGGUGGAAACCCAUGCCAACACGGGAAGAACAUGCAAACUCCACACAGAAAUGCCAACUGGCCCAGCUGGGACUCAAACCAGCAACCUUCUUGCAGUGAGGUGACAGUGCUAACCAUUGAGCCACAUACACAUAAUACACUCAUCUAGGUCUACACAUGUACUCAGUGGACCUAGUAAUGUCACUGUGAGGGGCGGGGUUUGGUAUUAGAUAGACAUUGGACAGCAUUGUGGCAGCAGUGGAGUCAUUCUGGUUCCUGGGCACCACCAUCUCUCUGGACCUGAAGUGGGACACUCACAUUGACUCCAUUGUCAAAAAAGCUCAACAGAGGCUGUACUUUAUUCGUCAGCUGAGGAAGAUUAACCUCCCAAAGGAGCUGCUGAAACAGUUCUACACCUCAAUUGAAUCAGUCAUCUGCACAUCAGUAACUGUCUGGUUUAGCUCAGCUACUAAAUCCGAUCUCCAAAGACUACGUCGAAUAGUUCGGACUGCUGAGCGAAUCACUGGUACAACCCUUCCUACUCCCCAAGAACUGUACUUAUCCAGAGCGAGCAGAAGGGCUGCCAAAAUCACUCUGGACCCCUCACACCCAGCACACUGCCUCUUUGAACUGUUACCUUCUGGUCGACGCUACAGAGCACUGCGCACCAGAACAGCCCGACACAGAAACAGUUUCUUCCCUCAGGCAAUCCAUCUCAUGAACACUUGAUGAUAAUAAUUGUGGAACAAACAUCACUACUUGCUAUACACUUUUAUACACAUAUGCACUUAUUUAACAACACACUUUACAUGCCAAUUUGCACAUAACAGCUGCACAUAUAACGUUGUAUAUAGUAAUAAACAUGUACAUACACUUGUCAAUCUGUAUAU
Molecule: messenger RNA, 4099 nt
Organism: Danio aesculapii
Lineage: Eukaryota; Metazoa; Chordata; Actinopteri; Cypriniformes; Danionidae
Product: zinc-alpha-2-glycoprotein-like
Exons: 7
Coding region: 109-1230 (373 amino acids)
Biological process (GO): immune response
Cellular component (GO): external side of plasma membrane
Source: RefSeq, a predicted model, not a curated record